Durio zibethinus is the source of this 1992-nucleotide messenger RNA. The record is from RefSeq and is a predicted model, not a curated record. NCBI's taxonomy places the organism in Eukaryota, Viridiplantae, Streptophyta, Magnoliopsida, Malvales, Malvaceae.
CUUGACUUCAUUGCUUGUGGUUACUCCUCUCGACCUGUCAGUUUCAUGGACAAACGCAAAUUUCUUUUCAGAAAUUGAAGGUGACAUUUACUAAUAGGAGUGAAAGAAACAAGACAUAAGACAAAAGCAAUUAAAGCUGGUGACUGCGAACUAGGCCUUGCUUACCACACUGGAGGAGAUCGCCAUUGCUUGUUGCAGGCAGAAACCCCUACCCCUAUUUUCUAUUGGUUUCAGCUUAAUAUCCUAUGAAACGACCUGUAUCUUCCUUUCUGCUAUGGACUUCAAUCAAUGGAAGUUAACAAAACAAAGCAAUAAAAGAAGUUUUUGAUCAGCUGCGAUGCAAGCAAUAAAGCAAAAAGCUUUUUUGCUACCUUUGCUUAAAAAGUACAUUGUUUUCUUUCUUUCCAGGCAUGGGAAGGUGUUCAAAACACACAUAUUGGGAACACCCAUAAUUGUUUCCACUGAUCCCGACGUGAACAAGGUGGUCUUACAGAACCAUGGCAACAUUUUUAUUCCUGCUUAUCCCAAAUCUAUCCGAGAGUUACUUGGCGAACAUUCCAUACUUCAAAUGAAUGGUAAUCUUCAGAAGAGAGUUCAUUCACUCAUUGGAGGUUUCCUGAGAUCGCCUCAGCUCAAAUCCCGUACUACAAGACACAUUGAAAACUCUGUCAAACUAACUUUAGGCUCUUGGCAGGACAUGCAACUGAUACAUGUUCAAGAAGAAACCAAAAAGAUUACAUUCGAAGUCUUGGUAAAAGUUUUGAUGAGUGUUGGUCCUGGUGAAGAUUUGAACUUUCUGAAGAGAGAAUUUGAAGAAUUCAUCAAAGGUUUAAUUUGCUUACCUAUCAAAUUUCCGGGAACAAGAUUAUAUAAAUCUCUGAAGGCAAAAGAAAGGUUACUGAAAAUGGUGAAGAAGAUUGUAGAGGAGAGAAAAUUGGCUAUGGAGAAAACAGACGAAAAGGGUAUGGCCAAUGAUGCAGUGGACGUGCUGUUACGUGACAGUGAAGAAGCAAACGAGAAACAAUCUGUGCCGUUGGAUUUCAUCUGUGGGAACAUAAUAGAGAUGAUGAUCCCUGGAGAAGAGACGGUUCCCAUGGCAAUGACCCUAGCUGUCAAAUUCCUCAGUGUCUGCCCUGUUGCCCUCCACCAGUUGAUGGAGGAGAACAUGGAACUAAAGAAGCAAAAGAUGAAUUCCCCUGAGGACUAUAGUUGGACUGAUUACUUGUCUUUGCCUUUCACUCAAAAUGUGAUAAGUGAAACUCUCAGGCUGGCAAAUAUCAUCAAUGGAGUUUGGAGGAAAGCACUCAAAGAUGUAGAUAUCAAGGGUCAUUUAAUACCACAGGGAUGGUGUGUCCUGGCAUCUUUUAUUUCUGUUCAUAUGGAUGAGGACAAUUAUGAAAACCCGUAUCGUUUUGAUCCAUGGAGAUGGGAGAAACUUGCAGCUGCUGUUAACAACAAUAGCUUUACACCAUUUGGAGGUGGGCAGAGGCUUUGCCCUGGUCUAGAACUAUCAAGGCUUGAAAUUUCCAUCUUCCUUCACCAUCUCAUCACCAGUUACAGAUGGGUUGCUCAAGAGGAUGACAUUAUCUACUUUCCAACAGUUAAGAUGAAGAGGAAGCUGCCUAUCAGAGUCAUCCCCUUAUGCAACUACCGGUAGUUUGGCCCAUCCUGGAAAGUCUGUACAAAAAUAUCUAAAAAAUAUUUUUCAGUCUCAUUUGCAUAGAAAUAACCGGACAGAAACUUUGGAAGUUUUACCCCACCAAAAGAUAGCCAUUGGGAUUGGAAUUUGUACAGCUGCAAUGAUCUUUAAGAAAUGGAUGGGACUGUGUAUUAUGGUGUUAGUUCCCAUGUCACCAUCUUUUUUUUCGUUGCAGUAGAGGUCCUUGGGCCCUUUUUGGUCUUUCAAUAUUGAUUGCAAGUGGGGAUGAUAUAAUCUAAUUCUCAUGUCUAAAGCUUCAAUGGAUUUUUUUUUUUUUGGAGUUGAUAAUAGCA